UAGACAAGAGAUAAGAUAAGAGGUAUCAAUGGAAAAGGAGAACAAAGGAAUAGUAUGUGUUACAGGAGGAGCAGGAUACUUUGCGGCAUGGCUCAUCAAGAGCCUCCUUGAACAUGGAUACACUGUUAGGACCACCGUCCGGUCUGACACCGGACAAGUUAGCCACCUGAAGUCCCUGCCAGAAGCAUCAGGGGAUAAGCUGCAAGUCUUCAUUGCAGAUCUCGAAAGACCAGAAAGUUUUGACGAUGUCAUUGAUGGAUGCAUUGGUGUAUUCCAUGUUGCUCAUCCUACGAUUGAUUUUACAAGAAAAAAUGAGGAGCCGCAAGACAAAAUGAUCAAUACCUCUGUGUUGGGAAGCAUAGGAGUUUUAAAGGCAUGCUUGAAAUCCAAAACGGUGAAAAAAGUUAUUUACACUUCUUUUGCAGUUGCGGCUCUCUUCAUUAGCAACAAGAAAGAUGUUGAAGAGAUUAACGAGAACAUGUGGUCCGAAGUUGAAACCUUACGAGAGAGCCGUAAAUGGUAUCCGCUAUCGAAGACACUGACAGAAAGGGCAAUGUUUCAAUUUGCAGAACAAUAUGGUUUAGAUCUUGUUAGUGUACUUCCUUCAAUGAUUGUCGGACGCUUUCUCACUUCCUCUCUUCCCUAUAGUUUGAAGAUCUCUCAAGCUUUGGUUUUGGGCAAUAAAGAACACUGCAACCUAUUGAGCACUAUCAAUAAUGCGGUACACAUAGACGACGCAGCAUCAGCGCAUAUAUUUCUUUUUGAAUGCCCAAAUGCAAAAGGGAGAUAUAUUUGCUCUUCAGCUGAUAUUACUAUCCAUGACAUUGCUAAAUUUAUGUCCACGAAAUAUCCAGAGCUUCAGUUACCAACUGAAUUAUUGGCAGAGACAGAAGAAGAAAAGCCAGUUCAUUUGGCGUCGGACAAGCUGUGGAUUCAGUUUCAAGUACAAUUUUGAGGAAAUGUACACUGAUGCAAUCCAGUGCUGCAAAGACAAGGGAUUCCUUUAAGAACAUCUUUAUCUACGUGUAUAAAUAAACAUCAAGAGGCAUAAACAAGCUCAUCUUAUUUUGUUAGAAUUUUCAUUCAUCACUUGCUAUCAUCAGUCAUAUUUGUAUGAGCAGAACUUCGUAUAUUCAGUGUCUUCGGAUUUUUUUAAUCUGAUCGAUACACUCAAACACGAAAUUAUA
Messenger RNA from Papaver somniferum (opium poppy), 1187 nucleotides. Its product is annotated as protein BRI1-5 ENHANCED 1-like. Lineage: Eukaryota; Viridiplantae; Streptophyta; Magnoliopsida; Ranunculales; Papaveraceae. Gene Ontology annotation, molecular function: oxidoreductase activity, acting on the CH-OH group of donors, NAD or NADP as acceptor. The coding region runs from base 29 to 955 and encodes 308 amino acids. The transcript is spliced from 4 exons. The record is from RefSeq and is a predicted model, not a curated record.